Molecule: messenger RNA, 1514 nt
Organism: Brassica rapa (field mustard)
Lineage: Eukaryota; Viridiplantae; Streptophyta; Magnoliopsida; Brassicales; Brassicaceae
Product: vicilin-like seed storage protein At3g22640
Source: RefSeq, a predicted model, not a curated record
UCCAUCCUUUUCUUUCAAGAAGAAAUACAUCAACAACAAAAAAAUGGCGAUCAACAAAUUAACCAUAACACUUUUCCUUCUCAUAUCCUUUGCUGUUUUCCACUGCUUGGCCUUCCGUGUGGAGGUCCAAGAGUUCGAACCACCACGACAAGAGGGACAAGAAGGUCCCGGUGGGGGCUCCGGCGAGGGAUGGGAUGAAGAGGCGACAAAGAAUCCUUACCACUUCGGGCAGUGGAGUUUCAAGAAUUUCUUUCAGUCAAAGGAUGGUUUUGUGAAAAUGUUACCGAAGUUCACUAAACGCUCAUCGACUCUCUUCCGUGGAAUAGAAAACUACCGCUUCUUGUUCCAGGAGAUGGAACCUAACACUUUCCUUGUUCCUCACCAUUUAGAUGCCGAUUACGUGUUUCUAGUCGUACAAGGGAAGGGAGUGAUUGGUUUUGUGACGGAUACGGCAAAUGAAUCCUUUCAGAUAACGAAAGGUGAUGUGGUGAGAGUCCCAUCCAGCGUCACACACUUUUUCGCGAACACCAACGGCACCGUUCCUCUCCGUCUCGCCAAGAUCGCCGUCCCUGCCAACGUUCCUGGACACUUCCAGGUUUUCUUCCCUGCUCAUUCCGGCUUUCACCAAUCAUAUUUCACUGGGUUUAGUAAAGAUGUACUCACGGCCAGUUUCAACAUACCGGAAGAAUUGCUAGGAAGAUUGAUUAGGGGACCACAACAACAAGUGGGACAAGGGAUUAUACGUAGAGUUUCCCCAGAACAGAUCAAGGAACUUACCGAACACGAACACGCUACUUCUCCUUCAAACAAACACAAAGACAAAAAGGAUAAGCACAAAGACAAGGACAGGAGCACGUUCGGGAGCCCUUUCAAUCUCCUUGCACAAGAUGCAAUCUACUCCAACAAAUUUGGCCGUUACCACGAGGCACAUCCCAAAAGGUUUAGUCAACUCCAAGACCUUGACAUCGCUGUCGGUUGGGUUAACAUGACACAGGGGUCAUUGUUCCUUCCUCAAUAUAAUUCAGAAACAACCUUUGUAACGUUUGUUGAGAAUGGUUGCGCCCGCUACGAGAUGGCUAGUCCUUACACAUUCCAAGCAGAGCAACAACAGCCCUGGUUUGGACCAGGACAAGAAGAGGAAGUGGAAGAGGAAAUGAGUGGACAAGUACACAAGAUUGUCUCACGCGUGUGUAAAGGCGAAGUUUUUAUCCUUCCGGCAGGUCAUCCAUUCGCUAUACUCUCACAGGAUGAAAAUUUUGUCGCGGUAGGGUUUGGUAUUCAUGCGUCCAACAGCACAAGAACGUUCCUUGCAGGGCAAGAUAAUAUGCUGAGCAAUAUCAACACGGUGGCGACGAGGCUGAGCUUUGGUCUCGGAAGCAAAUUGGCGGAGAAGUUGUUCACGAGCCAAAACUAUUCCCACUUUGCACCUACGACUCCUAGCCAUCAGUUUCCAGAGAAACCCAAGCCAUCCUUUCAAUCAAUCUUCAACCUAGCCGGUUUUUGAGAAUGCAAAA